AUGGACACUGUCAAGGAUUGCGUUGAUUACCUGAAGGACCCGGAACUAGUCGCCCGUUUUCAAAGGUCUUUUGGAGUGAUGCGGUACGAUCCGUCGGAUAAUGGUGUUACCAUUCCGUCGCUGGAAAAUGACGAGACCAAGACCAACAACAGUAAUACGGCGCGGAAGUUAAACGAAAUCGAUCAUGUUACCAAUAAGUUUUGGUAUUACUUGUUUUUGUUCGGCACAUACCUGGGUGACGAAAUCGGAUAUGCUAUCAUCAUACCAUUUUUGGUAUGGAACAUUGACUCGGCAGUAGCUAGGAAAAUGGUGCUCAUCUGGGCGGUCGUUAUGUACAUUGGCCAAUCCAUUAAAGACAUAGUACAGUGGCCGAGACCUCAAUGUCCCCCAGUCAUUAGACUGCAAACAAAAUGGUCUAUUGAAUAUGGAAUGCCUUCAACUCAUGCUAUGAUUAGUAUUGCAAUACCUUUCUCUGUUUUCUAUUACAUUUCAAAUCGAUAUCAAAUUGACCACAACAUUGGUAUCACAAUAGUAUUGCUAUGGUGCAUGUUAAUUUCGCUUAGUCGUUUAUACUUGGGUAUGCACACAGUUUUGGAUGUGAUUGCUGGCCUGCUAUUAGCUAUUGUUUUGUUGAUUCCAUUUUUACCAUUGGCUGAUGUAUUAGAUCGUUAUCUUAUGUAUAGUAAUUGGACACCAUUGAUAUUUAUUGUUGUUACUGUGAGCUUAAUACUCAUUUAUCCAACUAGUGAUCAGUGGACUCCUACCAAGGGUGAUACAACUCUAAUUUUAGGAACUUGUGCAGGUUUAUUGACUGGAGGUUGGCUGAUUGUCAAAUUAGGUAUACAGGAUGAUAUUCGUGUUAUGAACCCAAUAAAUAAUUCUAUAAGUUGGCCUUCAAUUAAUGAUUUAGGUGUGAUUGUGAUCAGAAGUGGUUUGGGUUAUGGUUGCAUAAUUUUGUUAUUUUUAAUUAUUAAGUACUUUCUUUGUGUUAUUGAUAAAAUUUUAAUAAAAAGUGGUAUGAAAAUAUUUGACGAUGUACUGAAGAGGCAUAUUCCUUUGAUAGAUAUUACUUACAAAUAUUUGACAUUUUACUUUGUCUCAUUCAAUAUUUUAGUUUUAAUACCAUUUUUGCAAAAAUUGUUAUUUGUAUCAAGAGAGUCAUUUUACCAUGAAGCUAAGUAGUUAAUUGAAAUUGUUAAUUUAAUUUAAUAUUAUGGCCUGUUACCACCUUAUUUAUGUAAAAUAUACGUACAUUUAAGUUUUAAUAUAUGUCUUUUAAUGAUACUUAAGUUCUUAAGUUCACUAAUUGUGUUUUAUAUUUUAUUUAACU
Molecule: messenger RNA, 1330 nt
Organism: Melanaphis sacchari
Lineage: Eukaryota; Metazoa; Arthropoda; Insecta; Hemiptera; Aphididae
Product: sphingosine-1-phosphate phosphatase 2-like
Exons: 6
Coding region: 1-1182 (393 amino acids)
Biological process (GO): phospholipid dephosphorylation; sphingosine metabolic process
Cellular component (GO): endoplasmic reticulum membrane
Molecular function (GO): sphingosine-1-phosphate phosphatase activity
Source: RefSeq, a predicted model, not a curated record